Labeo rohita (rohu) is the source of this 1919-nucleotide messenger RNA. RefSeq lists its product as uncharacterized. The transcript is spliced from 2 exons. Bases 232 to 1620 code for a protein of 462 amino acids. Lineage: Eukaryota; Metazoa; Chordata; Actinopteri; Cypriniformes; Cyprinidae. Gene Ontology annotation, molecular function: GTP binding. The record is from RefSeq and is a predicted model, not a curated record.
UUCAGCAGAUCUAUCGAGCUUUCACUGCAGCAGCUCUUAUUUUGUAAAUGUGUUUAAAUUAUGCAUAUUUUCAUAAUGACUUGCUGUCCUUCAGCAGGGAAGUGAAUCUAGCUGACUUCUUGUUUUAUGUGAUGGGCUGUUCACACUUUUAUAUGUUCACAGACUGUAGAGCUAAUCAUAAACUCAUAAACUCACGGUCAUUUUUUUUCAUACGACAGCCCUGAUUUAAAGAUGAAAUUAACCAAGGCAAAACUAAAUGGGCUGCUCAUAUUGACUCUAGCAUUUCACAUCUCAUCUUCAGAAGCUUCUCAUGAUGAUGAAGUGAGGGUCCUGAUAGUGGGAAUCAGAGGUCAGUCCAGAUUCAGCGCUGCAGAUCUUCUGUCAGGAAGGAAAGACGGUGGACGGGAGGACAGAGAGAUUGUAAAGACAGACGAGGGUCAUAGAAUGAAGCUGGUCACUGGACCAAACCUCUGUGAGGAGGACACUGUGGGACAGACCAUCACAACAGCGCUGUUUCUCUCGUCUCCUGGACCUCACUCUGUUUUAAUGGUCCUGAAUCUGGAAGAUCAACAAUCACAACAGUGUGAUAUUGUCAAACGAGCCCAGGAGCUGCUGGGAACAGAAGUCCUGCAGUACUGCAUUGUUCUUCUGCUCCAAAAUAAUGAGGAACAUGACAUCACAGUAGCAUCCAGAGAAAUGAUCAAUGCGUGUGAAGGAAGAUUUUACAUCAUAAGAGACUAUGAACGUAAACCUGCUCAAACUGCAGCUCUCAUAGCAGAAAUAGACAAGAUAGUUUCGCUUAAUGGUGACAGAUUUUACUCAGUGUUGAAGGAAACUCAACAGUUAGAAGCUAAAAAUAACCUCUUAUCUGUAAUAUAUAUUAGUUUAAGGGAAACAGUCGGAAUUGCGGGAUGGAUUUCACUUUCUGUUCUUGUUAUUUACAGUGAACUGAGCCACACAUAUUUAAACUCUGAGGUAAAAUUUGCUGCACUUGUAUUGUUUAUGAUCAAUUUAAGAAAUGUUCUUCAACCAGUUAUUUCCAUACCUCUAAAUUUAGCCUUGGUAUCAUCACUAGCAACCAUACUUCAAAAAGAACCCAGAGAAAUCAAAGAAACGUUUACCUGGAGUCAAGACACUAGGUACAUCAUAGGGGAUAUUAUAGUAUUUUUUGUCAUGGUGCUAGUACACGAUUUCAUAAAAAUGAUGCAUCUACCAUUUAUGCACGGUGCAGCUUUGGUCUUAGGGACAAUCGUCAGCAUCAGGACGUGGUCAGAUGUGCUCAUAGCAUUUUUUGCAGCUUCUGGAGUCACAAUCGGGGCUUUUGCUUUCAUGUUUUACGAAGAAAAUAUUAGUCGUGAAUCUUCUGCACUUGAGGCAUUUCUGUGUUGUUCUGUUGGAGCGACACUCUCACUGUGGUUUGUGAAUGUGUUAUUUACUCAGCUUGGUGUAAAGAUGACAAUAAAUCUACUAAUAUUAGGAUUUACAAUGGCAUGUUUGUGUUUAAAGAAUGAAACACUACAUAAUGUAAUAUGCUUGAUUUUUAUUACAGUGGUUUUUCCAUGUCUUUGUGUGUUCAUUGGUUCAGUCUUUCCCAUUUUAGGGUUAGUGAUGAGUUUCUAAGGUAAUUAUAGAAAACUUGCUCAGUUCUUACCUGCUUUAUGUAGCGUUACUGUUUGGUUUAUUAAAAGUAAUUUGUCAAAGGCAGACUGCUUCAGAUUAAGUCACAAAAAGCAACUAAAAUUACAAUUAACUCAGUAUGUAUAUAUUGUGGUUAUAAUUGUUGCUAAGACCUUCUAUCUCUGAAUGAAAAUGUGUUAAAUGUCCACUUAGCUUCUUUGCAGGUCUGCAGACAAACCAGUGCUGUUUUCAGAUCAUGCUGUUGUUGUGAUUUAACUUCAUCUGGAGAUUUCACUGUAAAU